Molecule: messenger RNA, 4005 nt
Organism: Sander lucioperca (pikeperch)
Lineage: Eukaryota; Metazoa; Chordata; Actinopteri; Perciformes; Percidae
Gene: smoc1
Product: SPARC related modular calcium binding 1
Exons: 15
Coding region: 280-1851 (523 amino acids)
Biological process (GO): extracellular matrix organization
Cellular component (GO): basement membrane
Molecular function (GO): extracellular matrix binding; protein binding; heparin binding
Source: RefSeq, a predicted model, not a curated record
AGCAAUGGAUACAAGCGCGACUCGACCUGCGGAAGCCGCGAUGAACAGCUGAUCCUCCCGCAGUGGAUAACACCGAUCACCAUGGUCACCGCCGAGUCCUGACUUCUCAUAUCCCACGCGCGCCACUAUAUGAUUAGUUAUUGGGGAAGUAGACAAUAAGGGGAAGUAGCUAAAAGGAAAGUAGACUGGUUAUUUCUUUUGGACCUGUUGAUCAUCAGUGUGACAGACGGACACACAGAGACUACCUGCCGCCUCCCGGUCUGCGCUCACCGACCAUCAAUGAUGUUAUUGCCAAGUUUGCUUCUUUUCACCUCUUCUCACUUUUUGGCGCCUCUGUUGCUCUGCUACCUGCCGCAAGUCUCCGCACAGAAGCCGGGCUCACGGUGGCUGAUCGGAGACAGAGACAGUCACUGUGGGGUCAUCUGCCCGCGGACGCAGGGGAAGCCGGUGUGCGGCUCGGACGGGCGGAGCUAUGAGACCGGCUGUGAACUGCAGAGGGCGCGCUGCAAAGAUAAAACCCUGACACUGGCACACCGCGGCCGGUGUCGAGGUAAAAACUGGGUGAAAACCGAUCAGUUGCCGGUGGCUCCAGCACCAACAUCCACAUCUGAGGCGAGAGACCUGGAGCUUAAAGAUGCAGGUCAGUCCAAGUGUCGCUUUGAGAGGAACCAGGCUCUGGAGCAAGGCAGGAGACCUCAGGACACCAUGUUUAUCCCAGAAUGCAACGAGGAUGGAACAUUUGCGCAGGUCCAGUGCCAUACUUUGACAGGUUACUGCUGGUGUGUCACCAGUGACGGCAAGCCAGUGAGUGGCUCCUCUGUGCACAACAGGACCCCGGUGUGUUCAGGAAACUUCCGUGAAUUUAUGGAAACUCAUGCUGGGACAAGUGGAUUGUCAGGGUCAGUAACCGAUAGACCACCCGGGCCACCGAACUCUGGUAGAAAAGUCUCUUUCCGUUUCUUUCUCACCCUCAACCCAGACGAUGGCUCCAAGCCCACACCCACCAUGGAGACUCACGUCCCCUCUGAGGGUGAUGAGAUAACUGCUCCAACGCUGUGGAUUAAACAGCUGGUUUAUAAGGAGAAUAAGCAGAAUAGCUCCGCUUCCAGGAAGCAAGAGAAAGUUCCCUCUUGUGACCAGGAGCGACAGAGCGCACUGGAAGAGGCUCGGCAGAAUCCUCGUGAGGCCAUUUUCAUCCCUGACUGUGGGCCUGGAGGCCUUUACAAACCAGUCCAGUGCCACCAGUCCACAGGCUACUGCUGGUGUGUUCUGGUGGACACGGGACGACCCAUUCCUGGAACAUCCACCAGCCAUGUUCCCGCUGUCCUCUCCUCUCUGUGUAACAGGUACCAGACGCCGGAGUGUGACAGCGCCGCACGAUCUCGCAUCCCAGAUACUGAAGAUCCUUUCCAAGGCAGAGACCUGACAGGCUGCCCAGAGGGGAAGAAAGUGGAAUUCAUUACAAGCUUGUUAGAUGCCCUCACCACAGACAUGGUGCAAGCCAUAAACUCACCAGCCCCUUCAGGUGGUGGGAGGUUUGUCGAGCCUGAUCCCAGUCACACUUUAGAGGAGAGGGUGGUGCACUGGUACUUCGCCCAGCUGGAUAACAACGGCAGUCACGACAUCAACAAGAAGGAGCUCAAGCCGUUUAAGAGGUACCUGAAGAAGAAAGCCAAACCCAAGAAAUGUGCCCGCAAGUUCACCGACUACUGUGACCUGAAUAAGGACAGGGGCAUUUCCCUGCAGGAGCUGAAAGGCUGCCUUGGAGUCAGCAAGGAGGGUAGCUCAACGACAAUUGGCAACCAAGGGACAAGGCAAGGGACAAAAUUGUUCAUAGGUCGUCUGGUGUGAGAAGAGAAGGAUCCAGAAGCUGAGAUGAGAGCAGAGGGCACAGAGGGAAGGCAUCUGUACGCUUGCUGACAGGAAAGAGAAAGAUGGAGCAGAAAAAAUUGAGAAGUUCCUGAGUUUCAAAAAAAGUGAACAGAAAAACAAGAAAACGAAGCGGCGCCAAAAUAUUUGCACUUUCUCCUCCCUAUGUUUGACAUUUUAUCUGUUUGUACAUGCGUUGUUAUUUUUUUCUCUUGAAGUGACUGAAAAGGUCUAGGUAAGAAUGAGAAUAUAUUUGUAAAAAAGAUGACAGGCUCACCACUGGAAGAUGUUACCACAUUUCCCCUUGUGUUUUAGUCUGCUGUUGUGAUUCGUUCUGUCCUCACAUAAACAGGAACAGGCAGUAACACACAUUUUGUGGCUAUUAAAUUAAACUUAGGUUUCCCCUGUUACAUAUAGGAGCACACAGGCCAGUGGUUUCUCACUAAAGAGGAUCUUACAGUGAGUCACAUUCAGCUCAAAUGUUGCUCAAGGAGCUAUGGCAAUGUAGACCAAUUUAAACGAAUGUGUAAUGUAUGUGAGCAUGCAAUUUAAAAGUGAAACGGCAUGUAUUAGAAUUGAACUGUGACCAUGAAGUCUAAUUUAUCAGCACAGAAUUAGCUGUAUGAAUCCCUUGCACUGUACUGAACUUUCUAGAUACAUUAACAUUUUGGCUUAAGAAUCAGAUCCUUCCGAAAUGUCUCAGAUGUGUUAUGUCUGGUUUUUGUUCAGUACGUACCAGUGUUGGGGAAAGCUUGCUGAAAGUAAUUACUUGCUUAACACACAGUUGCCUAAAAGGUGUACUUUUUGUGCUACCAAAACCAAUGCAAGACCAUUAUGUUGUUUGUGGUUUCCAGCAUGUUGUCUGCACAAGAUGCCUUGAGGUUCAUUAUUUUUCUACUUGUUUUUUUUUUUUUUUAUAACGUUUGUGCCAACAAAAAACGAAAUUAGUAAAAAAAAAAAUUGUGAGAAUUAAAACAUUUGUAGCAGCUGUCCACAAUAACAUAGGUGAUAUGAGUACUUUAAAGUCAUGCAUCCCCCCCAACACUGGUACAGUACAUACACAGUCUUAGCUGUAUACUAAAGCAGCUUAACACUGUAGCAAACAGCUGGUAAAACAUUUACACAUGCAUGUGGCAGUAUGGACAUAUUAAAGCUGCAUUAAUGAAUUGUUGAGACACACAACCCUGAACUAGUAUUGCCUCAUGAAGUUGUUAUGGCUAACACGGCAAAAUGAUAAUUCCAAAUCCAAUGUUCACUCUCCUUUUAGCUCUGUUUUGGUCUCCACCACCUCCUGAGGAAAAUAUCUGGUUCUUUAGCUGAUAAACGCUAGUUGCCAACGUUGUCUGUCUGGUGUUUGGUGCUGAGCAGGUAGAACAUAUUGUCGGAUUAUCAUGGUUUAUUUGCUGCAGACGGCUUGAUGAGAGUGCUGAGACCAAACUAUUUAGUAAAUGUGCCAUAAAAACAACGAGUUCCAAGAAACUAAAACAAAGGCGGCUGAGUUGGGUGUUAAUGAGGGUCACAAUCCAUUAGAUUUAAUGUUGAUAUAUAAAAAGGACUGAUUAAUGCAGCUUUAAGUCCAAACCCCAAUGAAGGCCAUUGGUUUACACAUAUCUUGUGUCACUCUGUUGUUCUACGUGUAAUUAUAUGUCAAGGUACAAGUCAGUGUGGCUGAUUUCAUUACUCUACUUUAAGUGAAUGUUAGUAUUCAUUUUCUACACAGUCAAACCUGAGAAACAGCUAAAGAGUAUCUCUAGUGUGUUAAUGAUAAAUUCCGCAUGUUUAUUUUUUAUUUUUCUCAAAAUGUUUGGUGAUUAUGGGUUCGUCAGGCUCAACUGGCUAGCUUUACAAAUUGCAAUAACAACAAAUCUCACGAAGACCCCCUGGUGGGGAUUUUAUUUUUCCAAAACAGAUUACAGUCCACCGAAUGACUUACAUAUUUGUAUUAGUACCAGGAAAAAAAGGUGGCACAGAUUACUAAACCCAACCAGUAAAUGGAGUAAGAUGUUUACAUGACUCAGUAUCCCGGUAAUAUCAGCUAAUUUCAGCUGUCAUAUUUACGUUUAUCCCAGUUAUUGUAAACAAGAUGUGGCAUUUACAAAUGCCUGUUCCUAAAAUAAAUAAUUGAGUCUCCCCACU